AUGACCCCCGCGGAGAGGCUGCGCAAACACCAGAGAGCGCUGGAGAGGACGCAGAGAGAGCUGGACAGGGAGCGCGUGAAGCUCGAGAACCAGGAGAAGAAGCUGGUGGCAGACAUCAAGAAGAGUGCAAAGAACGGGCAGAUAGCGGCAUGCAAGAUCCAGGCAAAGGACCUUGUCCGGACACGACGGUAUAUACAAAAGUUCUACUCGAUGCGGACACAGUUGCAGGCUAUAUCACUACGGAUUCAGACCGUUCGAAGUAAUGAGCAGAUGGCCCAGUCAAUGAAGGGAGCAACGAUACUGCUGGGAAGCAUGAACAAGCAGAUGAACCUGCCUGCUCUGCAGAGGAUUGCCAUGGAGUUUGAACGAGAGAACGAGAUCAUGGAUCAACGACAGGAGAUGAUGGACGAUGCUGUUGAUGAAGCAACUGGUCUCGAUGACGAAGAAGAAGGAGAAGAGAUUGUCAAGGAGGUAUUGGAUGAGAUUGGUGUUGAUCUCGGGCAGGCGCUCGGAGAGACACCAAGUGGAAUACAAGGCACGGCAGUCAAGGAGGCCCGAGUUGCCCAAGCAGUUGGUGGUGGCGGGAAUACGGAUGACGAGGACUUGCAAGCCAGAUUGGACAGUCUACGCAAGUGA
Messenger RNA from Trichophyton benhamiae CBS 112371, 636 nucleotides. RefSeq lists its product as uncharacterized. The coding region runs from base 1 to 636 and encodes 211 amino acids. Gene Ontology annotation, cellular component: multivesicular body; ESCRT III complex. NCBI's taxonomy places the organism in Eukaryota, Fungi, Ascomycota, Eurotiomycetes, Onygenales, Arthrodermataceae. The record is from RefSeq and is a predicted model, not a curated record. The transcript has 4 exons. Gene Ontology annotation, biological process: late endosome to vacuole transport; endosome transport via multivesicular body sorting pathway; protein transport.